AUGAUUGAUAUACUGGAAAACGUUCAGAAAUUGUGUAAGCCGUGGCGUCGCGUAUGUAAAGACCCUUCAGUGUGGCGGAAGAUUGACAUGCGCAACCUCGGAGACUUUGCAACGAAGUACGACCUCGAGAUCAUGUGUCGUCAUGCAGUUGAUCUUAGCCAAGGUGGUUUGGUUGAUAUCGAUAUUUGGGACUUUGAUACUGAUGAUCUCCUCUAUUACAUCGCUGAAUGGGUUGAAGUAGAGAACAUUUACAUCUUAUUAAUAUUGUUAAAUUAUUUGCUUUAUUUGUCUUUGUUAGGUUAUAUUUUAAUUUUUCACACGUACUUGCAUUGCAGGUCCAUUAAUCUGAAAAGCCUUAGAUUUACAUGCGAUAAAAUAACAGAUGAGGGAGUUAUGAAAGCUGUUGUGAAACUACCAUUGCUUGAAGAGCUUGAUGUUAUUUCAUACUGCUCGUUUUCAGGAAACUCUUUUAGAGUUGUAGACCAGGCUUGUCCAAAUCUGAAGACAUUGAAGCUAAACCAUAAUCCCGAGCUCGGGUUUUUUGUUUGUUAUGAGCAUAAUAGUAUUGCCACAGAAAUUGCAGAAUGCAUGCCCAAGCUGCACCACCUCCAACUUAUUGGGAAUGGACUAAACAACACAGGCUUGAACGCCAUUCUUGAUGGUUGUCCCCACCUGGACUACCUUGAUUUACGCGAGUGUUCUAACAUUAACCUUGUCGGGGAUCUCGAGAAGAAGUGUUCUGAGAGGAUUAGUGUUUUGAGACGCCCAGAUGACUCAACUGCUGAUUUCCCAUUUCAAACCACAAUGUAUGACCAGGAAUUGUUUUUUUAUCCUGAUUGUGGCGCCGACAAUGAUGUUGACUUUGAGUUCUCUUGUCCUAGUCCAAGUGACUAUGGUUAGGACUAGACGUUGAGGUCUUUGUGGACAAUGCAGAGACAUGUUGUUUUACUGGACUUGUCAAGCUUAACCCCAUGUGGCUGUGACUUAAGAACUCGUUCUUUUUUCUUUUUCGGGUCACCAACUUAUG
Messenger RNA from Camelina sativa (false flax), 1027 nucleotides. NCBI's taxonomy places the organism in Eukaryota, Viridiplantae, Streptophyta, Magnoliopsida, Brassicales, Brassicaceae. The record is from RefSeq and is a predicted model, not a curated record.